AUGGCAUCCUCUUCCUCCAACGUCGUGGGGGUUCAUUACAGAGUGGGAAAGAAGAUUGGCGAAGGAUCUUUCGGCGUCAUCUUCGAGGGUACGAACCUCUUGAACAACCAGCAAGUGGCUAUCAAAUUUGAACCACGCAAGAGUGAUGCACCUCAAUUGCGCGAUGAAUACCGGACAUAUAAGAUCUUGGUCGGAUGCCCUGGCAUCCCCAAUGUCUAUUACUUUGGCCAGGAAGGAUUGCACAACAUCCUGGUCAUUGACCUCCUCGGUCCGAGUCUUGAGGAUCUUUUCGACCAUUGCAACCGCCGAUUCACCGUCAAGACUGUAGUGAUGGUCGCUAAGCAGAUGCUUUCCCGCGUUCAAACAAUCCACGAAAAGAACCUGAUCUAUCGCGAUAUCAAACCCGAUAACUUCCUCAUCGGUCGUCCAGGCACCAAGGCUGCCAACGUCAUCCACGUCGUCGACUUCGGCAUGGCUAAGCAAUACCGGGACCCUAAGACAAAGCAGCACAUCCCCUAUCGUGAACGGAAAUCGCUGUCUGGUACAGCGCGUUACAUGAGUAUCAACACCCAUCUGGGACGGGAACAAUCACGACGGGAUGAUUUGGAAGCUCUUGGUCACGUCUUUCUUUACUUUUUACGCGGUGGUCUUCCCUGGCAGGGACUCAAGGCGGCCACGAACAAGCAAAAAUACGAAAAGAUUGGAGAGAAAAAGCAGACUACUGCGAUUAAGGAUCUGUGCGAUGGCUAUCCAGAGGAAUUUAACAAAUAUCUUACCUACGUCCGCAAUCUCGGUUUUGAAGAUACGCCUGAUUACGAUUACCUGAGGGAUCUGUUUACCCAAGCUCUCAAGAACGCUGGCGAAGUCGAGGAUGGCGAGUACGACUGGAUGAAAUUGAACGGCGGCAGGGGCUGGGAAUACAAGUCGUACUCGUCUCAACAACAUUUGCAACACAACGCUCUGCCCAAUUCGUCCGCUCGUGAGCUUCACUCACAACAGCUUCGCGGCAGCCAGAGACCUGGUGUUACCGCAGACCGUUUAAACGCCGCGCAGCCCCCACCACCGUCUCCUGCCAAACCCGGAGCUGGAAAGUCGCGCGAUCGACCAAGCGCCUCCGGUGGGAUGCCCCCGAAACGCCAGAGCGGGGGUCUCGACGCAACGACACCAGCAGCGUCGACUCAAGCGCAAUUCCAGAACUCGAACGCGAACCUCUCAGGCCGCAUGGGGAGUCCCGCCAAUCCUACAAAGAGUAGCCAACAAGGCCAGGGAAUUCAGAGCAACAAUGACCCGCAGCCAACUUUCGUUCAGAAAUUGAUGAAAGCGCUGUGCUGCGGUAGGUGA
This is a messenger RNA of Aspergillus clavatus NRRL 1, 1341 nucleotides long. RefSeq names its product casein kinase I. Gene Ontology annotation, biological process: signal transduction; peptidyl-serine phosphorylation; endocytosis. Gene Ontology annotation, molecular function: ATP binding; protein serine/threonine kinase activity. Gene Ontology annotation, cellular component: nucleus; cytoplasm. The transcript has 5 exons. The coding region runs from base 1 to 1341 and encodes 446 amino acids. The record is from RefSeq and is a predicted model, not a curated record. Lineage: Eukaryota; Fungi; Ascomycota; Eurotiomycetes; Eurotiales; Aspergillaceae.